AUGGACCAGUACCCGCGAGCAGCCGAUCGUGACCAGCCCGUCGGCGCUGCCUCCGAGAAGUCGAGCCGGCUCCUGAUCCGCGAGUACCCUCACCGAGCCAUCGCUAUAGCAACCUCGUCGCAUGCCUUGAUCUUCCGAUACAGCCCCACCACCAACGAGGCCAUCGCCGAUGGCUCCCUGGCCGCCGUGCCCUCGGCGCGCUCCCGAGCCGGCAGCGAAGGGCUCGUCUCCAAGUGCAUGGUCGAAUUCUCCCCCAUCACCAAGGAUCUGCUGGACGAUUUCCGACCCUUGACCCCUCGCCCGGUAUACGGGACUCUGGGCCUCAUCUCCAUCAGCCAGGAUGUCUUCAUAUGCAUCGUCACCCAGGCGAAUCGGGUCGCCUCCCUCCGGCCGGGCGAGACGGUGGAGAGAAUCGCCAGCGUCGACUUUUACUGCUUGAACAGCGCCGAAUACGACAAUGUAUACGCUUCCAACACCUGGGACAACGAGUUCUCCGACUCGGCAGCUCCCUACGGCCAGAACCUAAAUCGGAGGGAGGGCGAGAUGGAGUACCCGUACCAGGAGCUGCAGAAGCUGUUGAGCAACGGGAGCUUCUACUACAGCACGGAUUUUGAUUUGACAAAUCGCCUCCAAGACAGGCCGGUCGACUCCGAUACUUUUGAUAUUGACAAUUUCGACGACUCCUUCCUGUGGAACUCUUUCAUGAUCAACCCCCUAGUCCAGUUCAGAUCGCGCCUCCUAUUGCACGAGAGAGAAGCGCUGGAUGCUUCCAGGAUCCUGACUUCAGCCAUUCGAGGUUUCUGCUCCACAUUGACGAUACCCCAGGCGGCAGCACCCAUGCGAGCCGCCAAAUCAGGUCUUCCUUCAUUUCUCACGGUGAUAUCACGUUUGUCGUGCAAGAGAGCAGGCACACGCUUCAACAGCAGAGGCAUCGACGACGACGGGCAUGUGGCCAACUUUGUUGAGACCGAGACUAUCUACUGGAGUCCUUCGGGGGUUCUUUUCUCGUAUGCCCAAGUUCGUGGCUCUGUGCCCGUGUUCUGGGAACAAUCUGCUGGUCUCAUUCCGGGCCAACAGAAGAUAACCAUUACUCGUUCUGCUGAUGGUACCCAGCCAGCCUUCAACAAGCACUUCGAAGAACUGGAACAGUCUUACGGUGCUGUCCAUAUUGUUAACCUCCUCAGCGCCUCGAAACCAGGAGAGGUGGAGCUCACGCAACUGUAUCAUUAUGGCGUACAACACUGUUCUCUGUGCCAGAACGAGGAGAAAGGAUCGCAAGACCACAACUUGUUGCGUGAAACAGAUUAUGACUUUCAUGCAGAGACCAAGUCCCUUGGUUACGAAGCGGCCAAGGACAUACGACGGUACAUUGAACAUUCGGCAGACGGGUUUGCAUAUUACCUUGCGGAAGAGACGGAUGACUCAGCAGAUGCUUCGCACGAGCAUAAGACGAAUAACCGGAUGGUUGUGGUUCUUCAGCAAGAAGGAGUGUUCCGAACGAACUGCCUCGACUGUCUGGACCGGACAAACCUGAUACAGUCAAUUAUCUCACAGAUGGCUGUUGAGUCCUUCUUGAGCCAUCGAGCAGAAUAUGCCGCUUCGGAUUUCUGGAUGCGCCAUUCCACACUUUGGGCCGACAAUGGAGAUGCGCUUUCUAGAAUAUAUGCUGGAACCGGUGCUUUGAAGACCUCAUUCACAAGACAUGGUAAAAUGUCACUGGCUGGCGCUUUCGCAGACGCGAGGAAAAGUGCAACCAGAUUGUACAUCAACAACUUUGCCGACAAGUCACGGCAAAACACUAUCGACAUGCUCCUGGGGAGAUUGGUGGGGCAGGCCCCCGUUCAUCUAUUCGAUCCAAUUAGCGACUAUGUGACGGCCGAACUAUCUAGGCGCGGAGCUGAGUUUUCGUCAACCGAGUCAAUUAACAUCUGGGUUGGCACGUUCAACCUCAACGGCAAGACUAACGGUAUCAACGAAGACUUGUCUCCGUGGUUACACCCAGGCGGACUGGGCACUACCCAGCCUGAAAUUGUUGCUGUGGGUUUCCAGGAAAUCGUCGAGUUGAGUGCCCAGCAAAUCAUGAACAGCGAUCCGACUAGGAAGCAGGAGUGGGAAAGGGCUAUCAAGAGAUGCCUUAAUGAGCGCGCGAAGCAGAUAGGGGGCGACAAAUACGUCCUUCUUCGGAGUGGACAGCUCGUUGGGGCCGCCCUCUGCAUUUUUGUCAAGUCUUCCGUCCUGUCGAAAAUCAAGAACGUAGAAGGGAGUGUCAAGAAGACGGGCAUGUCUGGCAUAGCGGGAAACAAAGGUGCCGUGGCAAUACGGUUUGAGUACGCCAGUACACAACUGUGUUUCGUUACAGCACAUUUGGCGGCUGGAUUUGCAAACUACGAGGAGAGGAACCGGGACUACGCCACCAUCCACCACGGUCUCCGCUUCCAGCGUAAUAGAGGAAUUGACAAUCACGACACGGUCAUCUGGAUGGGAGACUUCAACUACCGUAUUGGCCUAAGCCACGACAGGGCUAUGGAUUUAGUACAGCAACAAGACCUGGCGAAGCUGUAUGAGAACGACCAGUUGAACCUCCAGAUGGUUGCCGGCCUGUCUUUUCCGUUCUACUCUGAAGCUCGUAUCACGUUCAUGCCCACCUACAAGUUCGACAUUGGCACUGACAGAUACGAUACCUCUGAGAAAGCACGUAUACCAGCAUGGACGGACAGAAUUCUGCGGAAAGGAACCAACAUAAGACAACUGGCCUACAACUCAGCACCAUUAAAGUUUUCCGACCAUCGACCGGUGUUCGCAACCUUUCAGUGCACCGUCAACAUCAUUGAUGAGACUCUGCGAGAGGAGAUUAGUCAUCAACUGUACGGACGGCGUAAGGCAGAAAUUGGCCAGACAGGGGCAGGCCUGGAUCUUGACGAGUCGGACGAGGAAGACCUCAUUGGCUACGACGCUAUAGAGCCUGGUCUACCCCCAGCCAGUUCAGAUCGUCAAAGAUGGUGGCUUGAUAAUGGCAAGAUGGCCCAGUCCGGGAUCUCUCCACCCAAAGCCAAUGGCAGCUCAACUGUCAUCUUGAAUCCGAGUCGACCUUCCAACCCUUUUACACCCUCCGAUGAGCCGGAUUGGGUCGCCGUUCCCCGAGCUGGCUCGAGACUGGGAUCCUUCUCGAGUAUGUCUAGUUCGCCGUACGAGCACAUCAACCACUCUACACUGCUUUCUACCUCGGCGUCAAGCUCAGCGCCAAGGAAGUUACCGCCGCCAUUCGAUCCUGGAAAUAUGCCCGCUAAGAUCGGGAGAAUCAAUCUGAUGGAUGAGCCCAUUAGCGGGCAAACGUCGAGGAAUGAUACACCCCCGCCACCUCCACCAAGGCGCCAAACCGGCAUGAGCUCAGCAGAAACAACACCCAGAGCUAUACCGGCCAACACGCGGGUGUCUAAACCCGCACCGCCUCCACCGCAACAGCGACGCAUGUCAGUGACUUCACAGACAUCGAACAAGUCCAAGGCACCUCCGCCAGUAGCAAAGAAGCCAGCACAUCUUACAUCGCCCAUUACAAGUCCCUCGGCCAAACCGAUCGACCAGUUCGAUGACCCGGCAUUCAGGCCAACCCUCCCCACGCGAGUUUCAACCAACGUGCAAACUCUUUCAUCGCAGCUGGCUAGAAGCGGCUCCGGAAGCUUGACGGGCGGGAUGCACAAACCUUCGCCACCGCCUCCCCAACCCAAGCGGGUCGGGACGCUCCCUGCGAGCGGUGGAUUCGGGCGGGCAUCCUCUAGUGGCGGAGUGAGCCUCCCGGGCCUAGGUGAACGGAAGCCGGCGUUGCCUACACGUCCUGCGCAGCAGCAAUCUCUUGGGCAGCCUCAAAUUAACCCACAGCAUAAGAUAGCGAGGAAGCCGGUGGUGGAUCUUUUGGGCGAUGAUGACAGCACGGGCGACAUGCAUGGUUGGGAGACCUUACGCCCUAGUUAG
Messenger RNA from Neoarthrinium moseri, 3969 nucleotides. RefSeq lists its product as uncharacterized. The transcript is spliced from 6 exons. Gene Ontology annotation, cellular component: membrane; cytoplasm. Gene Ontology annotation, biological process: phosphatidylinositol dephosphorylation. The record is from RefSeq and is a predicted model, not a curated record. Lineage: Eukaryota; Fungi; Ascomycota; Sordariomycetes; Amphisphaeriales; Apiosporaceae. Gene Ontology annotation, molecular function: phosphatidylinositol-4,5-bisphosphate 5-phosphatase activity; phosphatidylinositol-3,5-bisphosphate 5-phosphatase activity. The coding region runs from base 1 to 3969 and encodes 1322 amino acids.